AUGAAAGUGUUCAUCGUAUUGACGGCAGUCGCCGCCAUAGCCAGUGCCCAAUUCAAAUGCCCCAACAAAGAUGGCCAAUACGAGGACGAAAGACAGUGCGAUAAGUUCUACGAGUGCGUAGAUGGCGUAGCCACAACCAAAAUUUGCCCCGACGGCCUGGUCUUCGACCCAACCAUCAGGAAGAUCAACAAGUGUGACCAACCCUUCAACGUUGACUGCGGAGACAGGACCGAGCUGCAACCGCCUAAGCCCAACGAACGUUGCCCCCGCCGCAACGGUUUCUUCGCCCACCCCGACCCAACUGUUUGCAACAUCUUCUACAACUGCAUUGAGGGUGAAGCCACCGAGGUUAAAUGCACAGCUGGACUCCACUUUGACGAGUACUCCGGAACCUGCGUCUGGCCCGAUUCUGCUGGCAGACAAGGUUGCCAGGUUCAAGAGAAAAAAACCAAGGAUGGAUUCGAGUGCCCUAAGGAGGCACCAAUUGAUCCUCAAGGCCAGCCAAUCGCCCACCCCAAGUUCCCCCACCCGAAUGACUGCCAGCGCUUCUACGUUUGCUUGAACGGCGUCGAGCCAAGGGACCUUGGAUGCCAAGUUGGAGAGGUGUACAACGAGGAAUCGCAGAAAUGCGACGCCCCUGAGAAUGUUCGAGGCUGCGAGGAUUGGUAUAAGGACUCCGAGGACGCAGCACCGGCGCCUAAAGCGAGGUCU
This is a messenger RNA of Iphiclides podalirius (scarce swallowtail), 711 nucleotides long. The record is from the annotation of a GenBank genome assembly. Lineage: Eukaryota; Metazoa; Arthropoda; Insecta; Lepidoptera; Papilionidae.